CGUACGGUUGAUUCGAAAAAGUAGCGCCGGCAUACGAAAAUGUUAAGGAGUGAUUUCGUGCAAACAUGAAAUUGACUUAACGUGAGUGUGUGUGGAUAAGUGAAGUGAGAAUAUUUGGCUAUUAAACAUAAAUCUAAUACAAUAAAGUGAGAAAUAAAUGACCAAAUAGAAAUACUGAAGUCAAAAUUUAUGCUUCUGAGUGAUAAAUCUCGACUGAGAAAAGAGUAAAUAUUUGUAAAAAUUAUCAAAAUUUUAUAACGAAAAACUUGUGAACAGUCCAAACUUGCACAUUUACAACAACAAACCAAAAUUUAAAUUCGAAAAACUUGUGCACAGUCCAAACUUUGUGUAAUAUUCGCGUAAUAAAGGCAUAUAACAUAAGUAUUUACAACAACAAAGUGUGAUUGAAACUUGCUUCAAGAAACGCUUGCACCACAAAAAUGGUACGCAGUCUGGCACAGUGGACGAAAACCCUAAGUUUUCCUUCACGCCUCUCACCCAAUCGCAAUUCGAAAGAUUGUAGCAACUUGAAUACCACUAGUCCUGCACCGCCACCCACACCGCCCAGGAAUAAAACCACAAACAACACCAGCAACAAUAACAAUUGUUCAACAUCACGCUCCUCAACGUCCACAGUGUCAUCUUCACACUCGAACUCAACGGCACCCUCACCCACAACCAUGGGCAACAACAGCGCCAACAGCAAUUACAAUGGCAAUAACAACAAACAUAAUUUACCCAUCACGGAAUUAGAGCAAAUUAUUUACCCCGGUCCCGACCCUAAACAAGCCAUCAUGGGUUCACUCGUCUUUUGUAUACAUCACAAACAGGGCUGUAAAUGGUCGGAUGAGCUGAGAAAACUAAAGGGUCACUUGAACGUCUGCAAACACGAUGCCACACAGUGUCCGAACAAGUGCGGCGCACAAAUACCACGCAUCAUGAUGACCGAUCACCUACAGUUCACCUGCAACAUGCGACGCACCAAGUGUGAAUUCUGCCAGAGCGAAUUCUCUGGCGCCGGACUUGAGGAGCACGCGGGCACCUGCGGCCAGGAGCCCAUCUACUGCGAGGCCAAGUGCGGUCAGCGUGUCUUACGCGGACGCAUGACACUGCACAAGUCCAAGGAUUGUGCCAAACGUUUGCGUCGCUGCGUACAUUGUACGCGUGAAUUCUCGUGUGACACACUACCACUGCAUGUGGCACAAUGUCCACGCGCCCCCAUGACUUGUCCGCAACGUUGCGACGCCGGUGCUAUUGCACGCGGUGACAUGGAAGCGCAUUUACGCGAUGAAUGCAAGGCGCUGGCGAUCGCUUGCAGUUUCAAGGAGGCCGGUUGUCGUUUCAAGGGACCACGGCAUAUGCUGGAAGCGCAUUUGGAAGCAAAUGCCGCGGCACAUUUAUCACUGAUGGUGGCGUUAUCAUCGCGUCAAGGACAGCAAAUACAAAUGCUAAAGACGGCCGUCUCGAAGUUGUCCAUUAAUUAUACUGGCACUUUAUUGUGGAAGAUCACCGAUUGGUCGUCGAAAAUGACAGAGGCGCGCAGUAAAGAUGGUUUGGAAUUGGUGUCGCCACCUUUCUACACAUCACAAUACGGUUACAAAUUACAGGCGUCAAUGUUUCUCAAUGGCAAUGGUCCCGGUGAGAAUACACAUGUUUCCGUCUACAUAAAAGUGUUGCCGGGCGAAUAUGAUGCAUUGCUGAAAUGGCCAUUUUCGCACUCGAUCACAUUCACACUCUUCGAACAGGGCGCGCAAACCGGACAGGGCGGUGUAGCCGAGUCAUUUGUGCCGGAUCCCACAUGGGAGAAUUUCCAGCGGCCAUCGAAUGAACCAGAUCAAUUGGGUUUCGGAUUUCCACGUUUCAUUUCACAUGAAAUGCUACACAGACGACCCUUCAUUAAGGACGAUACAGUGUUUUUACGUGUCAAAGUGGACCCCAGUAAAAUUGUGUCGGUCUAAAGUCCCUGAAACUGGCCGGUGUGUCUUUAUUGCACACACUAACGCUUUUUUAUGUGUGCUUUUAAUUAGCAUUUAAAUGAAUACUGUGUAUUUAAUAUAGUAGGUAGUUAUGUAAGUGAGUGUAAAAGACAAGCAACAAUGCCGUCUCGAGUGGUAAACGCAAAAUAAUUCCAAAAUACAUGAAAACAAAUUUGGCAGUCACUGCAGCUUCGCGUGCGUAGACCAAGUAGCUACACUACGCGCAAGCAAAAGCAACAACAAUGACAAUGAAUAUAAAAGCAAAUUUAUGAAUAUAAAAAGGUGAAAGGAAAAACCUUACGGUGCGGUGAAGAUUUUAAUUUCUUAAAGUGGACAAGCACAAGUCAAUUUUUUUUUUUAAUGAUUUAAAACAUAUUUAAGUAAUUUUAAAAUAUUGCGAAAAAAGCGCAGUUUUCAAAAGCAACGAAAUCAGACCAAAGUUAAUGCAAACGAAAAAAGGAGCAAGAAAAAUUAAUAUUAAUUAGCAUAGUAAGCAAUAAUAAACCAUAAUGUAUACCUGUUUAGUAUAAGGAAAAUACGACACAUUAACACUCAGAAAAGUUAGCAUCUUAAGUCUUUUGUUAUGGGAAAAAAAUGUAUUCGCUUGGUGAAAAUAAUUGAUUUUAAAGCAAGCACUUUCAAAAGAUCUUCAUUUGUUUAAAUACAAACAUUUAUAGGUUAAUUUUAUUUUGUGUUCAUUAUAAUUUUUUUUUUUUGUUGGAUUAUCCAUUUUUAUUUUUGUGGCACAACUCGCCAGUAAAUGCCACUUGUGUAUAUAAUCGUUAAUAGAGACCAGCUAAGGUCUAUGGAAGUCAAUAUUAUGACCAGAAAUGACAUUUAAGCGCAUAAAUCAUUCAUUUUUUAAUUAAGUGUUGGAAAUGACAACAAUGGCAAAUACGUACAUUUGCACAAACAGCAUUAGUCAUUAGUUUAUAAGUACAGUUGUGUCUGAGUAGUUUGUAAACAUACAUUUAUACCUAUAUAAACACAUAUAGUAUAUACAUAUAAAUGCUUAUGCAUUUCUUUCAUUUCUACUAUAUAAUAAAAAUAAAGGAAAACAAUUUUAUAAUUACUUUUGAAAAUAUCAUAAAAAGCAUUAUUUAAAAAUUAAACGCUCUAU
Molecule: messenger RNA, 3096 nt
Organism: Bactrocera neohumeralis
Lineage: Eukaryota; Metazoa; Arthropoda; Insecta; Diptera; Tephritidae
Gene: Traf4
Product: TNF receptor-associated factor 4
Exons: 3
Coding region: 441-1958 (505 amino acids)
Biological process (GO): tumor necrosis factor-mediated signaling pathway; regulation of canonical NF-kappaB signal transduction; positive regulation of JNK cascade
Cellular component (GO): plasma membrane signaling receptor complex
Molecular function (GO): protein binding; zinc ion binding
Source: RefSeq, a predicted model, not a curated record